Molecule: messenger RNA, 648 nt
Organism: Thlaspi arvense
Lineage: Eukaryota; Viridiplantae; Streptophyta; Magnoliopsida; Brassicales; Brassicaceae
Source: the annotation of a GenBank genome assembly
AUGGCUUCGCCGUCGCUGCUGCUACCUUUCGAGUUGGUAGAAGAGAUACUUUACAAGAUUCCGGUGAUAUAUGAUUUCUAUUGGAAUCUUCAUCCAAUUCACCAAAACGUGCCUAUGAAUGGAAACAUGUACUGGGUUGCUUAUAGGAUGAACACCGAGGCAGGAAUCUUCAUCCAAAGUUUUGAUUUUUCCACAGAGACGUUCAAGCCCAUAUGCUGCAACGUCCCCAUUGCAACCGGUCGGUUUCAUGUGAUUAAUAAUGAUCACGCAGUCUUAUUCUCAGGUUUCAAAGGAGAUAGGCUUUCUUUAUUACAUCAGCUUCGUAAACAUGGUGGCAUUGAGGUGUGGGUUACAAACAAGGUGACCGAUGAGGUUGUCUCGUGGAGCAAGUGUUUUAACGUGACUCGCCCUGGUCUCCCUGUAUUAGAGUCCAAAUUCCAACGCACUUUGCUGACAUACUUUAUCCACAACAAGACCAAUAAUAUCAUGUUGUGGUGCGAGGAAGAAGAUGCCAAGGGGAGAUACGUCAACAUUUAUGAGAUUAGCAUUUUACUGAUGGUCUUUCUAACCGUUGCUAUGUUUAUGCUCCAAGUCUGGUCCCGGUCCCAUAGUCACAGCAAGAGUGUGUGUGUGUGUAUAUACACAUAA